ACUACACGUAGAGUGCACGUUAACGUCCCUAAAUUUCCAGUUUCUCACUCUACUCUCCAACCCCUCUCUCUCCCCCUCUUCCAAAUUUUCUGGUAAAUCCCAAUCCCUCUGCUUUCCCAUUUUUUCCUCCAUGAAUUUCUUCAAAUCCGUGUUCUCCGACGACCCAGAUCCCCCAAACCCCGAAUCCGAAUCCGAAACCGGGUCUCACAACAACCCAGAACAGGAACACGCAGAUCCGAAGUCCCCACGGACACAACCCAGUCCCAACCCGACCGGCAACACCGGCGGGUGGAUGUUCGGCGAUCUGAUCAAAACCCUAUCGACCAGAUCCGAGUCGGUGAUCGAGACCUACCGCCGCGACCUGCAAGAAUUCGGGUUGGGUCUGAAGAAAGAGAUCGAGGUGGCUCAGGGGUCGUUGGAAACGGUGGGACACGUCAUCGAUGAGUUCGGGAACACAGUGCUGCAAGGGACGGCCCAGAUCCUCGCCGGCGACGAAUCGGAUUCCUCCGACGCCAAAGACCAAGGCUUUAGCUCUCAGCAGAGCUUGAAUUCGAAACGGUACAGUAGGUUUGACGCUCAGGUGCGUGCGAUUCAGGGUGACGCUAGCACUUACUGUGAGGAGCCUGAGGAUUUGGAUGAUUACGGAAAAUGGCAAUCUGGGUUUGAUUUGGAGGAGAAAGGUGAAGAAAUCGAGAGGCUUUUAGAAGAAAACGGAGCUAUGGAGGGGAUUUACAAAAGCGUUGUUCCGAACAGCGUUGAUCACGAAAGCUUUUGGUGUAGGUACUUUUAUAGGGUUUAUAAGCUGAGGCAGGCUGAGGAUGCGAGAGUGAAUCUCGUUAAGCGGGCGAUUUCGAUCGAGGAGGAUGAGGACUUGAGUUGGGAUGUUGAUGAUGAUGAGUAUGAUGACAAUGUGAACAAUGUGGUGUUGAAAGCGAAUUCGGCGAAAAGUACUCAAGUGGCUGCUGAAAGUUCUGGCAAAGAUGGGAUAGUUGAGGACUUGAAGGUUGGGAAUGAGGUUGGAGAGAAGAGUUCCAAUAAUGUGGGAGAGGGGAGCUGUGUCGUUGAAGAGGCGAAUGUGGCGUCGAAGAAGGAUGAUUUAGCUGCGAAUAGUGAAUUGGUCAGCAAAGGUUCUGAGCAGAAGGUUGUUAAGGAAGAGAGUAGCUCCGUUGGGGAAUCUCAAAUUGUUGAGAAGAAGGGUAAUGAUGUGGAGUUGAGUGGUGAUAAGGGGUCUGAAAAGAAAAUGCAAGUAGAAGGGGAUUCUGAGAAGAAAGAUUUGCCAUCGAAAUUGGAGGAGAAAGGGGCAGUGGAAGGGAAGAAGAAUGUAGCUGCCGGUAAAGGCAGUGUUGUUGAAGAAGCAAAUGUGGCGUCGAAGAAGGAUGAUUUAGCUGCGAAUAGCGAACUGGUCAGCAAAGUUUCUGAGCAGAAGGUUGUUAAGGAAGAGAGUAGCUCUGUUGGGGAAUCUCAAAUUGUUGAGAAGAAGGGUAAUGAUGUGGAGUUGAGUGGUGGUAAGGAGUCCGAAAAGAAAAUGCAGGUAGAAAGGGAUUCCGCGAAGAAAGACGUGCCAUCAAAAUUGGAGGAGAAAGCGGUAGUGGAAGGGAAGAAGAAUGGGGCUGCUGAAUCCGGCAAAGGCAAUGAUGUUCCGGCGGUUUCAAUCAAGUCCUUUACGCCGGAGGAAGAAGACCUUGGAUGGGAUGAGAUUGAGGAUCUUAGCAGCAUUGAUGAUAAAGAAGUUGGCCAUGGUGGUGGAAGUGGAAGUCCUGCUAACAAAGCCGAGCUCCGAAAGCGGCUCAGUACUGCUGCUGCUGAAGAAGAAGAAGAUUUAAGCUGGGAUAUUGAGGAUGAUGAUGAUGUACCAGCUCAAGCUUGAGUAGCAAGUAAAUUGGAAAGUUCUUGGUUCUUUAAAUUUAGUGCACGAAUUUAUUAUGUACUCCCCCAAUUUGUUCUUGGGAAGUCUGAUAUAUGUAAAGGGGGAUUCUUUUAAAAAAAAGCCCUGUUAUUUUAUCAGUUUGGUUUUAAAUGCAAAUAGAUUCCUUUAUAUCUGUAAUUUGUGAUGUUAAAUCAGCCAGCCUUGUCUAUAAAAGAAGUCAAUUUCAUUAA
Malus domestica (apple) is the source of this 2097-nucleotide messenger RNA. RefSeq lists its product as uncharacterized. Gene Ontology annotation, cellular component: cytoplasm. The record is from RefSeq and is a predicted model, not a curated record. NCBI's taxonomy places the organism in Eukaryota, Viridiplantae, Streptophyta, Magnoliopsida, Rosales, Rosaceae.